Messenger RNA from Heterobasidion irregulare TC 32-1, 1338 nucleotides. RefSeq lists its product as uncharacterized. Lineage: Eukaryota; Fungi; Basidiomycota; Agaricomycetes; Russulales; Bondarzewiaceae. The transcript is spliced from 5 exons. Bases 1 to 1338 code for a protein of 445 amino acids. The record is from RefSeq and is a predicted model, not a curated record.
AUGACAGACCAUGAUGCUCAGUCUCAAUUCCCCGAAAUUUGGGUCUCUGCAAUAGCGCAGUAUAAGCAGGUCACAAAGCAUGAUCUUCUCCAAGGCAGACUGCAGGUCUCUUCUCCUGAUGCUCUUCUGGUCAUCAUCGAGACAGGGCAGAACAAAUUUAGCGAGUAUCGAAAGCAGGGACAGAAGAUUUGGGAUGUACUUAAGCCGGUUCUUGGACUAGUAGACGUACUUUCGGAGACGGUCAGUGAGAGCUUUACUCUGGUUAGCGUCGCUGUUAUCACUUCUGCGACCGACAAGUAUCUGAUCGCACUUGGACCAGGCCAACCCGCCUGCGAAGGCAGUAUUUGUUGCUGUCCGUCUAUUACUGAAGAUGUCAGUGCAAACUACGACAUAAUUGUUGAUCUUUUUGAGGAGCUCAAAGGGUUCAUCGAACGACUUGGUGUACUUAAUCAACAAGACAUCAGUAUGCCCUUGAAGAAGAUCAUCAUAGAGAUCCUUGCGCAACUUCUCGUGACUCUGGCAGUAACUACAAAGUGGAUGAAGCAGAAGCGUCCGGCUCAAUACUUAAGAACUCUUCUUAGGUCGGAUAUGCAAGUGAGGCCCGCGAUGGAGAGACUGACGAAGCUGUUAAAUCAGGCGAGUAUCAUGGUGAAUACUUUCACGUCGGUGAAGGCUACAGAAGGAUUGCACAUCUUGCAAGUAUUGAGGGACGACAACCUUCAGACUAAAAUCCAUACGUGGCUCAGCCCGCCUGAUCCGUCUACCAAUCACAAUACAGCCCUAGGUAGGCGACAAGAAGGAACAGGAGAUUGGUUCGUGAAAAAUCCGGCAUUUUUAGAAUGGAGGCAAUCACCGAAUUCACUUCUUUGGAUUCAUGGGAUUCGUACGUUCCUCCGCCGGCAAUGGCAAAACAAUACUGUGGUGAGGCGCAGCAUAGAUGUCGAGGCUCGGAAAGACUUUGAUGUGUUUCGCGGUAGCUCUACUCUCGUCGAAGCCCUUCAAUGCGAUGCCGAACGGCCAUCUAGCUCAACAUCGACAGCCAUUCCCUUUUUCUACUUUGACUUCAAUGAUCCUGCCAAACUCGCCUUUCGCAACCUCAUCCAUUCCCUGAUUGUUCAACUCUUGUUCCGAAGUCCUGGGACCCCUCUCCUUCUCAAAGACCUCUAUAUGCGGAAUCACGAGGGCAAGCAAGAACCGAAGCUGGACGAUCUGAUCUCGGUUUUAAAGGCGAUGGCUGCAUUUUUUGACCACACUUACAUUAUACUCGACGCUCUUGAUAAAUGCACCGGCACAGAGCGAGCAGGCAUCUUGCGAUUUCUAGCAGAAAUUAAGAGUUGA